Pseudophryne corroboree (corroboree frog) is the source of this 2198-nucleotide messenger RNA. RefSeq names its product spermine oxidase (gene SMOX). The record is from RefSeq and is a predicted model, not a curated record. The coding region runs from base 212 to 1816 and encodes 534 amino acids. Lineage: Eukaryota; Metazoa; Chordata; Amphibia; Anura; Myobatrachidae. The transcript is spliced from 7 exons. Gene Ontology annotation, molecular function: polyamine oxidase activity.
ACGAGCACAGGAGGCCGUUUCGUGUCUUGCAGGAGGUGGGAGGGCCCUGCGCGCUGAUAAACAGACUGGCCCGGCUCCUGCAGCCACAGUGCCCGGACGGCUGAUCACCGAGCAGGAGACAGAGCUGUGCCCAGUGUGAGAGCCGGGAGCGGAGUCAGUGAUCACAUCGGGCGCACGGAGGAAGGUCAACUAAAAGGAGAGCUUGGACGGCAUGCAAAGUUGUGAAAUAUCUUCAGAAAACUCCGAUGAUCCUCUUAGUAGUGGCCCACAUCGAAACGGACAACCGCGUAUAGUGAUCAUUGGGGCGGGUCUUGCAGGCCUCUCUGCUGCAAAAUUUCUCCUUGAGAAAGGAUUCACGGAUGUUACGAUCCUUGAGGCUUCUGAUCGAAUUGGAGGUAGAGUGCAAAGUAUAAAACUUGAACACGCUACAUUUGAACUGGGAGCUACUUGGAUCCAUGGGUCGAAUGGCAAUCCCAUCUAUCAUCUAGCAGAAGACAAUGGCUUACUGGAGGAAACUACGGAUGGCGAGAGAAGUGUUGGGCGCAUCAGUCUAUACUCCAAGAAUGGAGUGGCUCACUACCUCACCAGCAGCGGACAGAGGAUCCCAAAGGAUCUGGUUGAAGAAUUCAGUGAUGUUUAUAACGAGGUCUAUAACUUGACUCAGGAGUUCUUUCAGAAUGGAAAACCAGUCAACGCAGAAAGUCAAAACAGCGUGGGCGUCUUUACCCGAGACGUGGUACGGAAACGCAUCAAGGCUGAUCCUUACGAUUCAGAGACAACAAAGCGGCUGAAGCUGGCUAUGAUUCAGCAGUACUUAAAGGUGGAAAGCUGUGAGAGCAGUUCCCAUAGCAUGGAUGAAGUUUCACUCAGUGAGUUUGGCGAAUGGACCGAAAUUCCCGGCGCCCAUCACGUAAUUCCUUGUGGCUUCAUGAAGAUUGUGGAACUGCUGUCCUCCUCUGUCCCGCAGUCCGUCAUCCAGCUGCGCAAGCCGGUCAAGUGCAUCCACUGGAACAGGUCCGUACGUAAGCAGAUUGAGCGGGUGGCUGACCACAAUGAUGACCAACAGGCGGACAAGGGCUAUCCCGUCUUUCUGGAGUGCGAAGACUUCGAGUUCAUCCCAGCCGAUCACGUGAUCGUAACCGUUUCGCUGGGUGUACUGAAGAAGUGCCACGAGAGCUUAUUUCACCCGCGCCUCCCAGAAGACAAGGCCACGGCCAUAGAGAAACUCGGGAUUAGUACCACUGACAAAAUCUUUCUGGAGUUUGAGGAACCUUUCUGGAGUCCAGAGUGUAACAGCAUCCAGUUCGUUUGGGAAGACGACGCGGAGAGCGAGAGCUUGACCUAUCCAGAGGAGAUGUGGUACAAGAAGAUCUGUAGUUUCGACGUGCUCUACCCUCCGGAGAGGUACGGCUAUGUACUCAGCGGCUGGAUCUGUGGCGAUGAAGCGCUGAUCAUGGAGAAGUGCGACAAUGAGACCGUUGCCGAAACCUGCACAGAGCUUUUGCGGAAAUUUACAGGGAAUCCGAACAUUCCAAAACCUCGGCGUAUCCUGAGGUCCUUCUGGGGCAGCAACCCGCACUUCCUUGGAUCCUAUUCCUACACUCAAGUAGGCUCCAGUGGAGAAGAUGUAGAGAAGCUGGUGAAGCCACUGCCUUAUACGGAGAGCUCAAAAACUGCUCCCAUGCAGGUGAUGUUUUCUGGUGAGGCCACGCACAGAAAGUAUUACUCCACGACCCACGGUGCUUUGCUGUCCGGCCAGAGGGAGGCGGCUCACCUAGCCGAUAUGUACCAAGAUCUCUUACAAUGCAAAAACUAAAAGCUGCCAUGCUGUAAGAACCACUAACUUGUGACACCCCAUCCAGUGUGUGUGCUCUUUCCUCCAUCCAUUUUUUCUUUUUUUCUUUUCCUUUUUUUUUUUCUUCUUUUAAAUGUUGAAGUAGAAGAAUUUUUAACUUUUUUUUUUUUUAAAUCCUAAUUUGCUUUAAAACAAAAGAAGUCUGUAGCAAUUUCAUGUACUGUACUAACAGGGAAGGGUGCUCUUCUGUCCUAAUAAUGUUCUGUGUCAUUUUAAAUUUUGCACACUUGGUGCCUUUUUUUUUUUUUUUCUAAACAUUAUUAUUAUUUUUUUUCCCUGUAUUGUAAGUGCCUUCUAUAAUAAAUAAUACAAAAUGAUUCAAUAAAAGAAUAUCAGGUCAGAA